Cladocopium goreaui is the source of this 1434-nucleotide messenger RNA. NCBI's taxonomy places the organism in Eukaryota, Dinophyceae, Suessiales, Symbiodiniaceae. The record is from the annotation of a GenBank genome assembly.
AUGGACAGCAAUGAUGGCAGUGCGGUUACAGUGUCAUCUACCAGCUCUGGCUGCAUUUCUGCCAAUGCACUGAAGAAGCCAGCCUGCAAAAGGCCUGCUGCAGCCAUUGGUGGCGCAGCACAGAAAAAGCCAGCAAUGGCUCCAAAGCAGCCUCCCAAGCAGACAUGGGUAGAGUCUGCCAGCUUUGGCUGGAUCAAAGCCACCAAAGCUACAGAAAAAGCAUACAUCCAAGCCAGGGAUGAUGAAACAAGCAAAGCUUACUGCUUGGUGAAUAUUGGCCUGGCAAAAGGCCCUCAGCAAGAUGCAGCUGUUGAGAAACUGAUGGCAGAAGCUGCCAAGUCUGGCCUGGCAAAGGCCCAGCUGGUGGAGCUCAAGAACUCCUUGCUCAGAGGGGCUUGGCCUGAAGAAGGCUUCCAGCCUGAAGAAGGCUCCAUAUGGCAAGCCUGCAGAAGGCUUUGGCAUGCCAAGGUGCAAAGCAAGUGCCUGAAGAAGGCAGGGCCUUUGCCAGACCACCCGAUGGCAGGUGAGGAAAGAAACACCUGCCCUGGGAAUUACCAGCCAGUGCCUGGAAGGGCAACAAAAUUGGCAGAGAUGGGGACCAAUAUGUCAGCUCAGAUGGCAGAGGGACCACAACUGUGUGGAGAGACCGGUUCCUCAAGUGGAUCAGCUGGACCUGCAGCAGGGCCUGCACAAGGCCACAGUGGGCCUGGAGAAGGCCACCAGACACCUUGGGGCUGGCAAGAGCCUGGACAGGAAGGCUACUGGAAAUGGUGCACCCCCAACCCUGACAGGUACUAUUUCAGGGGAAGAGGCUCCCAAGAGAGAAGGGAAAAGAAAAGGCAGCUGGAGAGGGAAGGGAAGCCCGUGCCUGAGCACUUGAAGCCACAGGCUCAUGUGCUAAAUAAGGCAGCAAAGCAGCAGAUGUUUUUGCUGCACCAAAGAGCCAGGGAGAUGGCUUCUGCCCAAAGCCAAGAGGAACUUGAUGAGAUUACUGAAAAGUUUAUCAAGCUCCAGCAAGAUGAGGCCAAAAAAUUGGAAAGCCUGAGGAAGGCCAAAGAUGCUGCAAAUGCAAGCCAGGAUAAAGCUGAUGGGGAUGGUGAUGACACAGUGCCUGCCAGGAAGGCAUAUGUCGGGAAGCACAGGAGCCAAUCAGUGCCUGCAAAAGGCACACCUCCUGAAGCAAAGGAAUCUGGUACAUUGGCAGCUGAUGAUGGAGCAGAUGAUUGUUCUGAAGAGGAGGAAGCUGAUGACACAGUGCCUGACUGGGGGGGUGACACCUCCAAAGAAGGCAAAAAGAAAAAAAAGAAAAGCAAAAGCAGAAGCAGAAGCAGGGCUAAAAAGGAGGCUCCACCAGAGAAAAAGGAUCCAGAUGAUCCACAGGGUCCAAAAGGCCCAAAUCCUCCACCUGCUGCUGCAGCUACAGCUUCUGCCUGA